Molecule: messenger RNA, 4356 nt
Organism: Hylaeus anthracinus
Lineage: Eukaryota; Metazoa; Arthropoda; Insecta; Hymenoptera; Colletidae
Gene: Amph
Product: myc box-dependent-interacting protein 1
Exons: 9
Coding region: 176-1441 (421 amino acids)
Cellular component (GO): cytoplasm; plasma membrane
Molecular function (GO): phospholipid binding; protein binding
Source: RefSeq, a predicted model, not a curated record
AACCCAGCCUCGACAUUUCGCGUUCAGUCUUCAGUGUUUCUCCGCGCUUCCGUUCGUGCGUUUUGACUGUGGUUCGGUCUGGAGGAAAAUUAAAGUCGGCCGGGAUUCAAAGUUGAAAUAGUGUUUUGCGUAGAAAAGUUUCGAAGUCGACACUCUUCGAAGAACAUCAAGAAAAAUGGCUGAAAGUAAGGGUGCGUUGAUCGCGAAAACAGUGCAAAAACACGCAGGUAGAGCGAAGGAGAAGUUCCUCCAAAAUUUGGGCAAGGUGGACCGAACCGCGGAUGACAUAUUUGACGAACAUCUACAGAACUUUCUGAGACAGCAAAAUGCCGCUAACAGGUUGCAAAAGGAGUUCAACAAUUACAUCAGGUGUGUUCGAGCGGUGCAAGCGGCCUCGAAGACCCUCAUGGACUCAUUCAAUGAAAUCUACGAAAGUCAAUGGACCGGUCAUGAUCUGUUGUACGUGCAGGCUCAAAAUCUAGACAUGCUGUGGCAAGACUUCACUCAUAAACUUGCGGAUCAAGUUCUCGUGCCUCUCAACACAUAUCAAAGUCAAUUUCCAGAGAUGAGGAAAAAGAUCGACAAGCGAGGGCGAAAGCUGGUAGAUUACGACAAUCAGAGGCACAACUUUCAAUCGCUGCAAUGUAAUCCGAGAAAACGAGACGAGCUGAAAGUUACCCGGGGAAAAGAAUUACUGGAAGAGGCUAAGCGUACAUACGAACAACUUAAUUCGGAACUUCAUGACGAAUUGCCUGCUUUGUACGACUCGCGUGUUCUUUUCCUCGUGACUAAUUUGCAAACCUUAUUCGCUGCUGAACAAGUGUUCCACACCGAAAGCGCCAAGGUAUAUUCUGAACUAGAGGCAAUCGUCGAUAAAUUGGCCAACGAAAGUCAGAGAGGAUCGUACACGCUGAAGAAAAACACGGAACCGCAAUCUCCAAAAUCGCCAAACGCCAACUCUUCUUUAAUAAUCAACACGCAACCAGCUCAGAAUAAUAUUUCACCAGCUGUGGAGGAUUCCGCUCCGGCAGCAAGAGAUACAUCACCGACUACUCAAUUAAACGGCAAUGCUAACAGCAAUGCUAACAGCAAUGAUAAUUCCCUCAAUAAUCAGGAUGAGUCUCCGCAAAGCACAGUCGCGGCUUCUAAACGAGUGGAAGAGUUGUACGAUAUUCCUGUUGAGGUGGAAUAUGAAAAUGGUACCAAUUUCUCUGUAGGGGCAACGACUGACAACUUGCCACCUGGGGUUUUGUAUAGAGUCAAGGCGACUUAUAAAUAUAGAUGCGAAGACGUGGACGAAUUGUCAUUCGACGUCGGUGAUAUUAUUCGCGUAGUGGAGUACGAUGAUCCAGAAGAACAGGAGCAGGGUUGGUUAAUGGGUAUCAAAGAAGGCACAGAUGAAAAGGGUAUGUUCCCAGCGAAUUUUACAAAGCCACUGUGAGAGCUUUAUCGAAUUCAGCUAUUACACUCCAAUGCUCACUGAAACAGUGUAUUCUACUUUAAGAAUAGUUUCAAUAUUAAAAGUGAGAGUCAUACACAGUCAUCCGAGGUAUUAUAUAUAGUAAAAAAGUAAAUAACGAAUACACAAUGAAGGGCUACGGGAAGGGAAGGGGUGUGAUAAGAUAGUUAUGCUGGAGGGUACUGUGGAGAAUUAAUCACCCCAAAGUGCCUUAACCCAGCCACUGUCUGUGCCAACAUUCAUUGUCUGUAAUAUGGGAUCUCUCAUAUCCAAUGUACGAAUACACAUCAUUAAUAAUCGAAUGAAAUAUUUAAGUAAUUAAAUAAUAUAUUGUAAUACAUCAUGCAAUACUACGAGUAUAAUAUAAAAAGCUAUAUAUUAAAUUAAUAUUAUUUUAUGAAAUUGUACAUAGAAGUAUAUAUCUUAAGAAUAUUUUAUGGAAUAACUUUGUGGCCACUGAAAUUAUUAUUAAGGACUAAUGUAACGAUGAAAGCAUCUCUGCAAUACCCUACCUUGACAAGGAAUUAUCAAAUCGUGGAACUCCAAUUACAGAUCUGCAUUCAUAUAUUAGGAUUUUAUGAUCUUUACUUAUAGGACGAGGGGAAAAUUACAACUAGAUCCCAUUAAGAAUAAUUAUAUAGACGAUAUGCCAAAUUUUUGACUCGAUCGAGUAGUUUAUAACAAAAUUAUAUAAGUAAACUUCGAUACAUCCGUAUAUCAAAGCUAAACAUCAUAAUAUACAAAUGAUAAGAAUGUUAUCCUAAGAAUUUUCUAUAUAAUUCUGUUAACAGAAAUAUUAUGUUUUAUCGAUGAUAUACGUCUGAAAAUUUGUUCUCAAAAUCUCAUUUACAUCUUUUUUGUUUAGAGUAUAUCAUAAAAUAUAUAAAUAAAAUAUUCAAUGACCAAGUAUUUUUCAGAUAUGUAUACAUGAAAAAUCAAAUAAUGACGAUGAUUAAUUAGGUUACCAUUAUAGUCGUUGUAUCCAUUUGUGUAGCAAAAGUAAAAUUAGUAUCGAUCGAUGAUCCAACGAAAAAAAUUUGUAGUUUUAAUUAAUAAUCGUUAGAUAGAUUUCUCGAAAAAAAUCGUACACCAAAUCUUGUAUAACAACUAGUGCUACCAUAAUGUAUGAUUACAAAGAAGAACACGGAGUCUGCCAAUUUCAGCUUCCACUAAGUCGUGUGUCCUUUUAUUUUAUUAUACAUUGAUCUGAGACAUACACAAUGUAGAAAAGUUGGAUUGUUUAUUUUAUAAAUGAAAAGUUUUAUGGUUGAAAGAUUGAUCCAUUGUCACACUAAUAAUUAACCCCAUGUACGAAUUGAAACUGUAGACAAAUAAUAUGCUUGUUGCCAAGCAUUGCAGGUGCAUGAUAUGAAAACGUAAUGUUGACAUAUUUUACAAUUAUACUAUAUAACUAUAUGAUAUUCAUAAUGAUACUGAAUAUCAUACCUAUAUGAUAUUCAUAAUGAUACUGAAUAUCAUACCUAUAUGAUAUUCAUAAUGAUAAUAAAUGGACGUACAUUUAUAUUGUAUGAAGUGGACCAACAAAAAGCAGGUGAAAAAUAAAAAAAAAAAAUAUUUAAAUAAUGAUGCUAGGAAAAAAGUGUCGAUACACUUUUUUUGUUCUUAAGCGUAAAGAGAGUUUACAUAUGAUAUACGAUUAUAUGCGAUAUUAAAUACAGAAUACAAAAAAAUCGACAUUUCAAUCAAAUAUUAUUGUAAUGUAACAUAUCAUGCUUCGCUUAAUUAUCGUGAAUCCAAUUAUUAUAUAAUCUGAAUAAGUAAACAUUCCAUUGAUAUUAAAAUAAAUAAAUAUUUUGUCUGAAUAUGAUUUUAAAUUAUAAGAGCAAUAUUUAAUUCAUUAUCAAUGUUUUCUCUAAUAUUAAUAUAUUAUACCGAAUAUUAUGCCAAUAAAAAGCGAAGCAUGAAAGUUGCUUCUUUACUUGAGAUUUAUAUGAUUAUUUUGAUUUAUCCUUUUGUGUGUUUGAAGUACAGAUCCAGUAAUUUUUAUGUAACUAAUGAGCGAAUGUGCCAAUAUGAUGCAGUAUUCUAGAUACCAAUAAUGUGAUGUCGUUAAUGACACUACCAUGUUACAAAUUAAAUGCAAUUGUUAGUACUAUCUAGAACAACGGUAAUUAUUUUAAUUCCAGAGAAACCGAAAUUGUAGUCAACCGAAACAGAUAUGUGUCACAAAUGAGCAAUAAUGCGAAUAACAGUAAUUACUGGAAAAUAGAUCUUUUAAUGGUAUUAAUAUGAUAAAUUGUUCAAUCUCUUGAGAAAGUAAGCAAAUGCAUUUAACGAACUUAAAGAAGAUAAGCAGUAAAUAAAUGUUAUUCUUUCUGAUUUGAAAGAAAACUAUGUAGAUUACAAAUUCAAUAACAAUAUUGUGUGCUGAAGAUAUAAAAUAUAACAACACAAAUUGUAAUCAAAGUAUCAAAUCAUGAAGUAAAUGUAUCAAGUCUUCUAUUUUAAUAUAUAUAUAUAUAUUUUUUUUUUUAUGACUGAUACGAAAAGUAUUUAAAGUUACUUGUAAGUAUUGUUUUAAAGUUAAUAUUUGCAAACAAGUCUGUCAUAUAUAGAAAUGUAUUUCACGAAAUAAUCACUACUUGUCUUCUUUAUGUUAUAUUUAUUUAUUAAUGUAACAUACAAGCAACAACCAUCGAUGUUAAUUAGAAUUUCUAAUGCACCCAAGUAAUAGUAGUGAGGUCUGAAUUUAGUGUAGCAGUGGAGCAAUCAAUUGUUAUAUCAUUUGUCAUUUUUAUGCCUUGUUGUUUUAUUUUAUUGAAACGAUCAGUCAUAUCUUCAUAACCUUAAUAUAAACUAUAAUACGUAUAUACUUUUAUUGCUUUAAUUGUCCUUUUCAAUGGGCGACGAUUAUAAUAAACAAUUACUGGUUUGUA